UCGCCAGAUUCAGGUUCUUCCCAGAUGACUGCGGUUCUGGCCUGCGUCUAGAUUUCCCAAUCGCACUCUUUCCUUUUCGUUCGCCGGCUGUUCUUACUCCAAUAUUUGUCUUUCCGUCUUCUCCGCCGUGCUGCUGUCGCGGGUGUCGCUCCUUCAUCCGACAUGGCCGCGGCGACGGCCCUGACUGAUCGCCACAUCGUUUCAACAAUUCUGCACCAUCUUUCGGACAUGAAAUACAAGGACCGGCGACAGUAUGGACCAGAUCAACCUGUAGAGUUCCUGGAGUUCCGGCCUACGCUAGUACCGUCGAUCCUUGUGAAUAAGCUCUUCGCGGACGAGGGAACUUCGAUCCUAUGGAAACGCUAUCCGCAUCUUCCCGCUUUGAGAAACAUGUCUCCGGAGCGGCGACAAUACUACGCCAACAAAGUACAGCGAGUCUUCUCAUUGAGCCCGCCGCCGGGCCAUCCGGAACCCCUGGAUUACCUGGACGGCUUAGGGUGGCCAAAUUUGAAGAGCUUGGAGCUGGAGGUCGAUUUCCAGAGACACGGGGCCAAGUUCGCGUCGAUGCUGCAUGCGGGGCUGGAGGAACUAGAAUUGUCAGGGUACCAAAGCGCAGACUCAAAGUACUUCUCGGAAACCGUGCUUCCGGCGCUCUUUAACCAGUGCAGAAAUCUCAAGAGCUUCCGCAUCGGCCCUGAUACUAUACCAGACGACGACCCGGUACAUGCCAACUCUCUAUUCGACCACCUAGAUGCGAUACCGACUAUCAGAAGUGUUGAAGUCAAAUCUACCAAUCUCCUUGACAAGGAUGACCUCUUCGUCCGUCUCAGCCAGCGCCCAGGCUUUGAAGCUCUCGAGAUUGACCUGGAUCCUGGAAUCUCUUUACUGCCGCUGCUAUCCGGGCUCAACGCGCUUCCGUCGCCAUUCUCUUCUUUGAAGCGUCUCUGGAUCAUGUGCUACCCAGAAGUUGCCACCGCUCUCCCUAGCCAUCUUCACCUCAUCGAGGAACUGCAGUUCGAUAUUGGCCGUAUACCGAAUCAGCCCGUGCAGAACUCAGAUUACACCAUAUUCGAAGAUCUGUUUGCGCAGCUGUCACAUUGCCAUGAGCUCCGUCUUCUCAAGAUCGGCGUUGGCCUGAUGGGGUUAGACUUCCCUUCCAACUCCGCGUGUCCUACCGUACCUGGGCCAGCUCUUGUCAAGCUUGCAGAGGCCUGCCCGAAGAUGGAAGAUAUCAACCUUCUCGCCGCGGAGCCAUCUGCGAUUGAUGCCUCUGGCAUCUCAGCCCAAGAGUUCGACGAAUUUUGCAGGGCCCUUCCGCAUCUGCGAAACCUCAAUCUGAAACUUCAUUCGGCUACAGCAACUGCGCUUGAAAUGACAGCUCUCCAAAGCUUAGGCACACAUUGUCCCGAGCUCGAAGUGCUCCGCCUUCGACUACCGUUUCAGCUUCCAAGCUUACCUGUACCUAAUAGAGUCCCGCAGAUUCUGAUCAAUGGAGAACUUACGCCCGGCCCUUCUACUCCCGCAUACGUUCCUCCGACUACACCAAGCUCUCAGCACUCCUCUGGCUCGAAUUCUUUAUCCGCCGCUUCUAGCUACCUGGAUGUCAGCCAAUCCUCCGCUUCAUCUUCCCGGACCCUUAUUUCUCCCCUUUUCCCUCGCCUCACGCACCUCGCCAUCUCCCGUCCUGAAACCGUACUCUCGACAGCAAGCGACACCUUCACCGUCUCCUCAUCUUCGCAAUCCGCCUCCGAAAUUGUCGAUCCCGAGCUCGAAGAAGACAUCGUACGCGCCUGGGCUCACCCUCUCCUCACACAUUUCCCAUGUCUCGAGAUUCUAGAAGCGUGGAGUGACUGCGCGGGCCAGGAUAACGAAUCGCUGAAUUACUUCUUGCCUACUGAAGAGAUACUGGCGUCUACGUGGGAGUUCUUGAGCGGGGUCGAGCAGGACCUUUGGGAGGAUGACGAGGAGCUGGAGGAGGACGAUAGCUGGCAUACAUUGCAGAGUGGCAGGAGGCAGAGUGGCGAGGACUGGGAUAAGGCGAGCCUUAUGAACGAAUAUGUGGUGGCGGAGCAGGGAAUGGGCAAUUUGUCGGUUUACGAGGAAGAACCCGAGGGCACGAUCACCCCUGGAAGGACUGUCGACCAGGAUGGGCUCUUCUGAUUGCCUGAGCUCCCAGUACAUUCGACGCGCUUCGCUCUCUGGGGAGAAGCGGCUACCACUUGCUCUUCAGGCCGUUCAUCCGGGCCCACGCUCCAUCCCAGCCCCGAUCAGUUUCGGUGCUGACAGGCAUCAAAAGCAUACACUCCGCUCUCCUAGAUCCUUUCGCACAUGCUAGAGCUCACUGGCGAGUGAUUUGGCUCGUAAUACACAACG
Trematosphaeria pertusa is the source of this 2373-nucleotide messenger RNA. RefSeq lists its product as uncharacterized. NCBI's taxonomy places the organism in Eukaryota, Fungi, Ascomycota, Dothideomycetes, Pleosporales, Trematosphaeriaceae. Bases 163 to 2160 code for a protein of 665 amino acids. The record is from RefSeq and is a predicted model, not a curated record. The transcript has 2 exons.